Molecule: messenger RNA, 369 nt
Organism: Caenorhabditis remanei
Lineage: Eukaryota; Metazoa; Nematoda; Chromadorea; Rhabditida; Rhabditidae
Exons: 3
Coding region: 1-369 (122 amino acids)
Source: RefSeq, a predicted model, not a curated record
AUGUGUUCAGUGAAUAACGGAAUUGGUUUGACUAAUUCAUAUUCAGACAUAGAAGAACUAGAUAUUCGGAUCAGAUGGAAUAACAGUCUUCAAGAAGUAGCCAUCAAUGAUCCGAAUGCUCUUUUUUCAAAAACUAAGGAUUUAUGGGCUGAUGGAAUUUGUGCUUCUGGUGGAAAAAACUGCAAUGUCACAGAUGACACUCUCCAAUCAGAUUUCAACGUAAUUAAUGAUUAUGCAAUUAACAACCGUUGUGUAUUCAUAGCUCCAUCUGCACCCGGGAAGCGCUCGGCAGAGUGCAGCGGGAUUUCCGUCUGGAGCGACACCAGUUGCUUACGUGGUGCUGUCUGCAGAACUUUUCCUAUUCAAUAA